AUGACAUGGAUUCGAGAUUGCGACUUACAUCAUCCCCAAUGUCAUCCCACAGAUAUAUCACGCGUCCAAGUUCCAACACGCCUGAUCGAAGUUGGGCAGGUUUAUAGUGGAAGCUCGAAGGUCUUCCUCCGCGAAGCAUUGCCGUAUAUGUGUCCAACUGGAGGCGAACUUCGAUAUAUUGCCCUAUCACAUCCUUGGGGCAAUGGAAAUGAUCAUGACCAUUUCUGCACCACGAAAGAAAAUCUUGAUAGUCGACUAAGUGCUGGAAUUUAUGUAGAGAAUCUCCCAAGCACAUUCAGACAUGCAGUCGAGGUGACCCGGGCACUUGGCGUCCCAUACCUCUGGAUCGACUCGCUAUGUAUUGUGCAAGGGCCUGAUGGGGACUUCGACACUGAAGCCAAAAGGAUGGAGGCCGUCUUCAGCUCGGCAUAUUGCGUCAUUGCAGCGAGUCGCGCUAACGGAACAUCAAGUGGCUUUUUGUGGAAAAGGCCUGAGCGCGAGGUAGUGAGAUUGGAUGGAUAUCUUGCCGAUAAUCCAGUUUACGUUUGCGAAUAUAUCGACGACUUUCAGCACGAUGUGAUAGAAGGGGCUUUGAAUACACGUGGAUGGGUCCUGCAAGAACGUGCUCUUGCGUCAAGGACCAUAUACUUCACCGAGAAGCAGACCUAUUGGGAAUGUGGCCAGGGCGUGCGCUGCGAGACAUUGACAAGAUUAACAAAUAGCCAGGCGUCAUUCCUUGGGGAUCCCAACUUUCCCAAGUUGGCUAUGAGGUCAACCAGAGGAGCAAAGAUCCGCUUUUAUGAAUCACUGUAUAGACAAUACUCAAACCUCGAUUUCACAAAGAUUCAUGAUCGGCCUAUAGCAAUAGCCGGGCUAGAACAACGGCUAAUCAGUGCUUUUAAAACGGAAGGCGGAUACGGUAUAUUUAACGGAGCAUUCUUUGGGCGCAGCCUCUUAUGGACAAGGGAUAUACAGCGAAGUCAUGGCCUGAAAUUGAUCAACUUUCCCCCAGGCCAAAAGUUCAGAGUCCCGACAUGGUCGUGGACAGCGUAUGAAGGACCCAUCACAUACUUAGACAUACCUUUUGACCAUGUUCGAUGGACAUACAACACUGCAGAAGGAGGCGUUCGUUCGCCAUGGUCAACUAUGGAGUCAGAUUCUACCUCAUUCUCGUUACACACAGGGGAACUAAACGGAAGAAUUGACCUUACUGCCCAAGCACGACAAUAG
Messenger RNA from Fusarium poae, 1230 nucleotides. RefSeq lists its product as uncharacterized. Bases 1 to 1230 code for a protein of 409 amino acids. The transcript has 2 exons. Lineage: Eukaryota; Fungi; Ascomycota; Sordariomycetes; Hypocreales; Nectriaceae. The record is from RefSeq and is a predicted model, not a curated record.